GUAAGUUUAGUGUUUAUAUUUUGGAGAUUUCUUGAAUUCAAAUAUUAUUUAUAAUAUCAUUAAAUAAUAUAUUUGCAAACAUUUCUCAAACCAUAGUACGAAGUUAUAAAUUUAUUGUAUAAAAUGAAAGAUUUUGUUCUCUAUAAAUUAAAUAUAGUACAUUUGAAUCACUAGUUCUUGGAAUUAAUUAAAUUUGGAAUAAGUUUAGGAAUUAAUUAAAACUAUUGGAAACACUUUUUGAUGAGAUCUGAGCUGAUUGCAUAUACAUAAUGGAUAUGAAAUUCAUAUUCAAAUUUAAAAUAUUUGGAAUUUUAAUAUUCCUCUUAACACCAUCAGAGCAGUCUACAACUAUUUUGAGUCCGAGUAUCAUCACUCAAAAUGUGCCGAAUAUACGGCAAGAUAACUUAGUAAAACAACAAAAUGAUAAUCGUAUUGAUUUAAGCCAAAUAUGCCCUAAUAUAUUUGCUCAAACUUUUGAUCAAUCCGCCCCUAUUGGAGAUCAAAAAUCUGGAAAUUUCACGCAGGAAAAAGAUGUAACUGAAUUGAUUCCAUGCGUAGAAAAAUGUUGCUUGAAAAAAAAGGAUUGCAAUGUUGCAUUUAUCUUUGAAAAGAAUUGCUAUCAUGUUAAAUGCAAUUCAAACAAGCUUUGUUUACCUAAAAGAAGAUCUAAUUUGAAAAGACGUUUGGAAAUGGUUUUGGUGAACCCGGUUGAUAAUGAAAAUAAUGGUUUUUCCUGGAUUGAUAUACUUAAAACAGAAAAUGUAGAGUAUUUCCUGCCUCCAGGAAUCAACACGCUAGAUAAAAUAAACUUCUGGAAAAAAAGUCAUAAAAUACGAUUAAGUGAUGACGGAAUUCCAAAUUAUGAGGAUAUCGCAAAUCCAGAAUCUCGAUUAAGAACGGCUAUUUUUGGAUCUCGAAAACUGCCGCUUGAAGAUGAAAGUGAUAGCUAUGGAACAGAACAACAUUUUGUAGAUGAAGGGGAAGAUCUUCCUGAAGAUCCAUCUUUCUUAGAUACAUUAAACUCGAAACCUUGUGCAUUAAUAUCGUUGAAUAGAGUUUGCCCUAUAAAUGAAGAAUGUGUUAAAAUUCCUUCUAAUACAGAGAAGGGUGUAUGUAAUUGUAUUGAAGGGUAUCACAGAAAUAAACAUGGAAAAUGUAUAAAAUUAAACUUAGAUUUUUCUGCAGUAGAAAACUUUUUAGCCAGCAUCAAACAAAACCCAAAUAUAGUUGGACCAUUUUCUGAAAAUUCGGAAAAUGAAGAAAAACUGAAUGAAGAGGUGGUCACUGCAAAACCUAGCAUUAAAGAACUUUUAAUAAAAGCUGAUUCGAAAGUUGUUCAGUUACCAGAAAAAGAGGUGACCUUAGCUGCGUUUAUUUAUCCAAGUGAUAAAUCCACUGAUGAAACUUAUAAAUAUUCGUGGACGUUAAUAUCUCAACCUAGCGGGGCGGUUAACGGCACUAUUUCUGACCAAUCAAAAGACAAAGUAAAUCUCUCUAAUUUAUCAGAAGGGCUUUACACAUUUAAAGUGACUGUGACAGGCAAUCAAAGUUAUGGAGAAGCUAUAGCUAAUGUUACAGUGUUACCUGAAAAAAGGAUAAACAAGGCUCCGGAAGUUAUAAUAACUCCCAAAGAACAAACAAUAAAGCUUCCGAACAAUGAAGCUAUCUUGGAUGGAAGCACAAGUACCGAUGAUGAUAAAAUUGUUGCAUUUCAUUGGGAAUUAAUACAGGGCCCGAUAGGAUAUCAACCUAAAUUACCUGACACAAGCACUUUACAACUUACUGAUUUGGAAAUGCCAGGAAAUUAUACUUUUAAAUUAACUAUUACAGACUCUGAUAAUAUUCAAAAUUCCACCACCGCAAAUAUAACUGUUGUAAAAACAACUGAUUAUCCUCCUGAAGCAAAUGCUGGAACUGAUAUCAUAUUGUAUUUACCACAUAACAAUGUAACUUUGAACGGGUCAUUAAGCACUGAUGAUAAAGAAAUUGUUGCAUGGGAGUGGACAAAAGACACGACAGAAGAGGAAGGAAAAGCCGUUGAUAUGCAAAACACUCGAACACCUUUUCUUCAAUUAUCAAAUUUGGAAGAAGGGAUUUACACCUUCAUACUAAAAGUUACAGAUGCAAGUAACCAGACCAGUUCCGCAAAGGUUCAUGUAUUUGUAAAACCACCAACAAAUCUACCUCCGCAUGCGCAAGCUGGAACAAAUUUAACCAUUAAUUUACCGCAGACGUGGGCUACUUUAAAUGGUUCUGCGUCAACAGAUGAUAUAAAAAUUACUAUUUUUAAGUGGAACCAAAAGUCUGGACCAAAUGAAGCUGUUAUAGAAAAUGCAAAUAAUUCUGUGGCUAACGCAACAUCUUUAACCAUUGGCCUGUAUGAGUUUGAACUUUUAGUUACGGAUGAAAACAAUAACAGUGCUUCAGAUUCAGUAUUUGUGACUGUAGUUCAAGAAAAAAAUGCAGCACCUAAAGCUGAUGCGGGCGGAAAUCAAACUUUAAGAUUGCCAAUAAAUACAAUAUAUUUAAAUGGUAGCAAAUCUUCAGACGAUUUGAAAAUUACAAAAUACUUGUGGACAAGAGAUGAUAAUAGUUUAAUAGCUGGAAAAAUCAUUGGAACCACUGAUCACGAACCUAUUCUAAUGUUAACAAAUAUUGUCGCCGGUCGAUAUGUAUUCACACUUACAGUAUUUGAUGAUCAAGGACUUUCAAAUUCGCAAACAGUCAAUAUUGUUGUCAAACAAGAUCCUAUGAUAUUAAACUUAGUUGAAUUAUAUCUAUCGAUUGAUUACGCUUUGUUAACUAAAUCUGAAUUUGAUGCUAUAGUGCAAAAAAUUGUAUUAUUGAUCGGUGAAGUAAAAGUUCAUGUUAGAGCCCUUAAAGAAGAUACGAAAUCUGGAACAGCAGUUUUAGAAUUUUAUGUGGAAAAAAUUCAUUCGAAUGGAAAGACGGAAAUUGUAUCUGGAUAUGAAGUAGAAAAAAUUUUAAAAGAUAAAUUUCUACGUGAUGAUUCAAUUCUUGGUAUACCAUUUACUGACGCACGAACCGUGAUUUGCCAAAACAAUUGUUCAGGACAUGGAUUAUGUAAUACCAUUACACGAGCUUGCCAAUGUGAAUCAUUUUGGAUGCCAUCUAUUUUCUAUUAUUGGGGCGUAGAUGAAGGCAAUUGUGAUUGGUCAAUUCUAUACGUCGUUAUUGGGCUGUUUGUAGGAUUUUUAAUGUUAUCAGGCUUCUUUUGGAGUUUAUUAUGCUUUUGCAGGAAACAAAGACAACGAACGAAGAAAAAACGUACACGUCCAAAAAAACAAAAAUAUGCACCCCUUGUGACCCAAGAAGAUGAAUUGCCUUCAUGUAAGUACAAAGAUCAUCGAGGCACGUCCUUAACUGAUUCAGAAACAGAUUCUGAUGUUUUAUUUGAAAGUAAUUCAAAACAAAAUGGGAAUCUUAGACAGAAUGGAGCAAAUAGAUCAAGUUCAAGAUAUUCAAAAACUCGAUUAGGAAGAAAAAUCAAAACAUAAUUUGCUAUCAUUUUUGAAAAAUUAAGUAAAACAAUAAAAAAAAACAGUGUAUUACAAUAUUAAAUUUAGGGAGAAAUAAGAAAAUUAUUUGUUAAUCUUUUGAAACGUAAAUCAUUUCUUAGUAAUGGUUGUUUAAAUAUUUGAAGAAUUAUAAUUUUUGAUUAAUAUAGUUUUACAUAAUCAGUUCAUAAAAAACAUAAAUUAGAUCGUAUUAAUCAAAAAUAUUUAAUAAUAAAAAAUAAUGGUGUCACUUGUAUUAGCCGCAAAAUUCAAAUUUUAAAAAGUAGCACAAAAUGUUUGAGAGAAACAAUUUAAAAAUCAAUUUUCCAAAAGCAUAAAAAAUAUUUUGGAUAUUUCAUUUAAAUUACUACAAAUUUAGUAUUAUAUCAAAAUUUAUAAUAUACAAUGUAAAGUUCCUAUGUUUACACCAAGAACAUAAAGUAUUUAAAAUUUUGGAAAAUAAAAAUGAAAUUUUAUUUUACUACAUAGUUUUAUGGAUACUUCGCUAACUUUAAUUAGGACGUGUGCAUUUAGUAUAAAUUUUGGCGAUAGCUCCCCACAAGAUCAGUUUUUCAUCUGUUUAAUAAAACAAUUGUAUCUUUAUCGCCCUAGAAGAUGAAUAUGAGCAUGUAUUUCUUUUACAUAUAUCGUCAUAAAAAUUUUCUUAAAUUUUAACUUACUGUGUAUAAAGAAACAACGUAAUGCAUUUUACGUUCUUACCAAAUAGAUAGAUAGAUAUAUUCAAUGAAUGUUCAUUUGUCAUGAUGCUUUCCUUGGGUACAACCAGAAUUUACUAAUGCAUAUACAUACACAAUAGUCACUAAAAGCUGAACGAAUAGCCGAUUGACUACUAUGGAAAUAAAAUUUGUAAAUAAAAAUUUACAAUACAUUUCUUUAUUACAAUUCAUUUAAAAUACAUUCAAUAAUACAUUUCUGCAUCUAAUACAAUUUUUACACCAUUAUUUAAGCAGAACGUUAAAAUGCAACAAAAAUUUUUAACACUUAAUUAAAUUAAUACUUUUCGUUUUAAUUUCCAGUUAAGUAAAAUUGAUAAUUUCAAUAGGCUUUCCUUAUUCGUUGGAGCAAAUAAAGACAUUCCAAU
Messenger RNA from Condylostylus longicornis, 4620 nucleotides. Its product is annotated as dyslexia-associated protein KIAA0319-like protein. Gene Ontology annotation, cellular component: cytoplasmic vesicle; plasma membrane. Lineage: Eukaryota; Metazoa; Arthropoda; Insecta; Diptera; Dolichopodidae. The record is from RefSeq and is a predicted model, not a curated record. The coding region runs from base 270 to 3518 and encodes 1082 amino acids. The transcript has 10 exons.